AUGAGAAACCACACAGUAACAACUUUUAUUCUGGUGGGACUGACAGAUGACCCACAAUUGAAGGUUGUGAUUUUCAUCUUUCUAUUGAUCACCUACCUGCUGAGUGUAACUGGGAACCUGACAAUCAUCUCCCUCAUCUUCAUUGAUUCUCACCUUAAAACUGCCAUGUACUUUUUCUUGCAAAACCUCUCCUUCUUAGAAAUUUCAUUUACAUCUGCCUGUGUUCCCAGAUACUUGUACAACUUAUCAACCGGGGACAAGACAAUCACAUAUGACAAUUGUGUCAUUCAAAUAUUUUUCACUGACUUCUUUGCUGUUACAGAAUUUUUUCUCCUAGCCACCAUGUCUUAUGACCGAUAUGUAGCCAUCUGCAAACCCCUACAUUAUGUGACCAUUAUGAAUAACAAGGUCUGUAGAAAACUCAUUCUUUGUUGCUGGACAUCUGGCUUGUUGAUCUUAGUAACACCACUUAGCCUGGGCCUAAAUCUGGAAUUUUGUGACUCUAAUAUCGUUGAUCAUUUUGGUUGUGAUAUAUCCCCUCUGCUAAACAUCUCAUGCUCUGAAACAUGGCUCAUAGAGCAGGUCAUCAUAGUUUGUGCUGUACUGACCUUUGUCUUGACUCUUAUAUGUGUUAUGCUGUCCUAUGUAUACAUCAUUAAGACCAUUCUACGCUUUCCUUCUGUCCAGCAAAGGAAAAAGGCAUUUUCUACUUGCUCUUCCCACAUGAUUGUGGUUUCCAUCACUUAUGGAAGCUGCAUCUUCAUCUAUGUGAAACCUUCAACAAAGAAUUCAGUGGCCAUUAAUAAGGGUGUUACAGUACUCACAACUUCCAUCGCCCCUAUGCUGAACCCCUUCAUUUACACCUUGAGGAACAAGCAAGUAAAACAAGCCUUCAAUGCCUCAAUCAAAAAAAUUACAUUGUUCUUAAAGAAGUAA
Orycteropus afer afer is the source of this 936-nucleotide messenger RNA. Its product is annotated as olfactory receptor 6C2-like. Gene Ontology annotation, biological process: G protein-coupled receptor signaling pathway. The record is from RefSeq and is a predicted model, not a curated record. Lineage: Eukaryota; Metazoa; Chordata; Mammalia; Tubulidentata; Orycteropodidae. Gene Ontology annotation, cellular component: membrane. Gene Ontology annotation, molecular function: olfactory receptor activity; G protein-coupled receptor activity.